AUGGCCGAGCUCAGCAGCCCCACGACCAGGGGCGAGUACAACUGGACGACCCUGGAAAAGGAUCUGGCCGGCGCCAAGUCCCGUGGCCGGCCAAUGGUCGUGCGGAUCCAGGACCAGAGUGGCACCAACUCUGGGGACGACCAAAAGUCUUUACUGCCCCCGUACGUGAGCCAGCCGAACAAGGUGCUGUUCGGCAGCUCAAAGUUUGUGGGUGUGGACUGGUCGUCCGCGGACGUGCAGCAGUUUGAGCUCGACUUUUUCACGGCGUUCGCGGCCAAGUUCGAUAAGGACACGCGAAUAACGUACCUGCAAGCGGGCUGGGGGUUCUGGAGCGAGAGCCACCUGUACCACGACGGCACCGACUAUAUCAAGCACGGGGUCAACUAUCCUUCGAAAGAGUACCAGGCCAAGUUUGUGGACCACCUGGCCGGCCUGUUCAAGUGUCUGACGUUUUCGUUCAGCAUUGACGGCGCGCUCAGCGGACUGCCUCUGGACGAUUUGAGGUACGGGGUCUUUAACGACUCGUUGAUGGCCAAGGGUAGUAGUAGCCAGGACACUUACUAUGAGCAGCUCAACUUUGCAGAGCGCAACAAGACCCGGCCCAGCGGCGACGAGUUCCCGGACUCGAUCAAGACGCCGUUUGGGGAUGCGGCGCUCCUGGAACGAGUCAAAAAGUACAAUGUGCAGUACGUGUUUGCGAAUCAGCAGCGCGAGGACUCGAAUUGGGACCAGGCCGUGGCGGUGGUGAUGCAGACGUGA
Sphaeroforma arctica JP610 is the source of this 759-nucleotide messenger RNA. RefSeq lists its product as hypothetical. Bases 1 to 759 code for a protein of 252 amino acids. NCBI's taxonomy places the organism in Eukaryota, Ichthyosporea, Ichthyophonida. The record is from RefSeq and is a predicted model, not a curated record. The transcript has a single exon.